CGCAUGCGCGGUACUAGUGGACACACCGCCAAGGGAACGACCCAACGGUCUCACUCACAUAACGUUACAGAUCAAAACAAACGUGACAAGAGUACACUUUGGGAAACGCUUGCUUACUUUUUACUUACAAUCUUUAUUUGCCUAAACUGUUUCAGCGCUAAGUGGACGCCCGGGAAUAGAAAAAAGAAACCAGACCAAACCGAAACUAGUUAACCAGCCAGAGACUAACCACUAAGUCCAAUGGCGACAGCAACGCCGUGUGUGUCCAAGGUGGAGCUGACGGUCUCCUGUGAAAAUCUGUUGGACAUGGAUAUCGGGUCCAAGUCUGACCCUCUGUGUGUCCUUCUCAUGAAUACUUCUGAAAACCAGUGGUUCGAGGUUGGUCGCACAGAGAGGGUUAAGAAUUGCCUGAACCCAAAAUUUGCCAAGAAGUUUCUCGUCGAUUACUACUUUGAGAUCGUUCAGAAGCUGAGAUUCGGCGUUUAUGAUAUUGACAAUAAAACCAUUGAUUUAUCCGAUGAUGAUUUUCUGGGAGAGUUGGAAUGCACUCUGGGUCAGAUUGUUUCUAGCAGCAAGCUGGUGAGACCUUUGGUUCUGAAGAACAAAAAACCUGCGGGAAAGGGAACUAUUACGAUCACGGCAGAAGAAAUCAAGGACAACAGAGUUGUGAAUUUUGAGGCUGAGGCCAGGAAAUUGGACAAAAAGGAUUUCUUUGGAAAAUCAGACCCCUACUUGGAAUUUUACAGACAAACGGAAACAGGCUGGCAGCUUGCUCACAGAACAGAGGUGGUGAAAAACAACUUAAACCCUUGCUGGAGACCAUUCAAAAUCUCUCUCCAGUCUCUCUGUGGCGGUAACAUGGAGAAACCAAUCAAGGUUGAAUGUUACGAUUAUGACAACGAUGGAUCUCAUGAUUUAAUAGGGAUUUUUGAGACCAAUAUGAAACGGCUGCAGGAGGCUUCCCGCACUGCUCCGGCCGAAUUUGACUGUAUAAACAGUAAGAAAAAGCAGAAGAAGAAAAGUUAUAAGAACUCGGGAGUCAUCAGUGUGAAACUUUGCCAGAUCGUCAGAGAAUACACCUUCCUGGACUACAUCAUGGGUGGUUGUCAAAUAAAUUUCAUUGUUGGUGUGGACUUCACGGGGUCAAAUGGUGAUCCCAGGUCACCUGACUCUUUGCAUUACAUCAGUCCUCAAGGUGUGAAUGAGUAUCUUGCAGCCAUCUGGUCAGUUGGCCUUGUGGUCCAAGACUAUGACAGUGACAAAAUGUUUCCUGCUUUUGGGUUUGGUGCCCAGAUUCCACCCAACUGGCAGGUGUCCCAUGAGUUUCCUCUCAAUUUCAAUCCUUCAAAUCCAUACUGUACAGGUAUAGAGGGUGUGGUGCAGGCCUAUAGGACUUGUCUUCCUCAGGUCAAACUUUACGGCCCUACAAAUUUCGCCCCCAUCAUCACACACGUCGCUCGGUUUGCACAACAAGCUUUACAGGACAACAAAGCAUCGCAAUACUAUGUUCUGUUGAUCAUCACGGAUGGGGUGAUCACGGAUAUGGAUCAGACCCGUUCGGCCAUAGUCGCGGCUUCACGCUUACCCAUGUCUAUAAUCAUUGUUGGCGUGGGGAAGGCUGACUUCACCGACAUGGAGAUUCUGGACGGAGACGACGGGCGGCUGAAGUCUAUCACGGGAGAGCCAGCCAUACGUGACAUAGUGCAGUUUGUGCCCUUCAGAAAGUUUCAGAACUCUCCUAAAGAAGCGCUGGCUCAAUGUGUUCUCGCUGAGGUUCCUGGUCAGGUGGUUACUUUCUUUAACAUGAUGAAGUUUCCUCCUCUAAACUCCAACACUCCUGUGGCAGCUCCAGAGGGGCCGGUAAAAACCUGAGAGGCCUCAACUCAUACUGCACAAAAUUCCCAGAUAAUCAACUGGAAACAUCUUGCAUCUCUCCUCUCAACCUAAAGCAUUAUGUAAGGGAUAAUAAACAGCCAGUCAUUAUUACAAAUAACACCCAGACAGGGUGAUAAGGAUUAUGUAAUAAAAUAGUUUAUUUUGUUAUUUUUACUUACUUAGCUUUUUCUAUUUGUUAUGGAUAUUGGUUUAUACUUGGAAGAAGCGGUGAUGACAGUAGUCUAAAUGAACGAGAUUAGUUUAGUUAGAUCUAAAGAUAAUUGGUUCGUUUCACCCACGUAAAUGAAAUACCAGGAAAUGUCUUAGUAAGUGUUGCAGGUGAGAUGGGUACACACAGUAGCAGUAUGAAUGGUAAUUAUUAAAAAUGAAUCCAGUGUCAUUCCCUUUUAAACGUGUUUACAGCAUUAAUGUUUUAUGCAAUAAUCAUGUCAAUAUCUAAGUACUCUUCUGUAUGUCCAGGGCUCCAGACUUCCCCCAAAUGGUGGCUUUUUGCCAGCAAAAUUUGAGAGUGUGCCACUGAAUUUUACAUCCAGUAAAUCUGACCUUUUUUUGUGAUGUGACACUGAAUUUGAAACAGCACAUUGUACUUUCUGCAUCUGUCAUUGAAGUAUAAAUUUGUAGAAAAAUCAAUAUUUGGUUAGCAUGUUGAUUUUUGGUGUGUGCACCUAAAUUUUCUGGUUGUGCCCCUAAAAUUUUCAGUUGGGGGCCACUGUGCUCCUAGUGAAAAAAGUUAGUCUGGAGCCCUGAUGUCAUGUUUUUAUAUCUGUGUAUGAUUUUUAAACCGUGCCUGAUUCACAUCAAAUUUUGCAAAGAUGUAUUGCCAUGUUUCUUUGACACGUAUGGGUCACAUUAUUUGCAGUUUUUAUUUCCUGUACAAAAACCUGUGCUCAGAACAUAUUUUGGCAGCUGCAUACAUGCCAAGUUUAACCUUUGACCAGAAUGCAAUGCACAUAUUAGAUUAGUCUAAUAACUUUGUGUAUAAAAGCCAUACGAUAUAAUCUGUUUAUGAGGUUUAUAUCUACCUGGACUCUGUAGUCCUGUAGUGCCUGAAUACAUGGUGCGUGUAUACAAUAAAACGUAUAUGCACAAAUAAUCAACUUUUUUUAUCAGUAUUCUGUUAGAUUUUUUCACGUUCAGUUAUGCACCUUUAAUUCCAACAUCACGACCAGCCAAUAGAGCAUGGUGCAGUGUUUUUGCAUGUAAUGUGUCAACUCACUACUGUAGUAGUUGCUGUUAGAUAGUGAGGAUUGCAUUUUUGUCCCUGUACCAUACUCUGCUUUGUGCCAAAAUAUAAAAAUAAAUCAUGAAAUAGCUGAA
Molecule: messenger RNA, 3213 nt
Organism: Misgurnus anguillicaudatus (oriental weatherfish)
Lineage: Eukaryota; Metazoa; Chordata; Actinopteri; Cypriniformes; Cobitidae
Gene: cpne3
Product: copine III
Biological process (GO): ERBB2 signaling pathway; cellular response to calcium ion
Cellular component (GO): plasma membrane
Molecular function (GO): receptor tyrosine kinase binding; calcium-dependent phospholipid binding
Source: RefSeq, a predicted model, not a curated record